Messenger RNA from Gallus gallus (chicken), 7245 nucleotides. It is a transcript of the gene ANKRD31, whose product is annotated as ankyrin repeat domain 31. The record is from RefSeq and is a predicted model, not a curated record. Bases 1149 to 5810 code for a protein of 1553 amino acids. The transcript has 23 exons. Gene Ontology annotation, molecular function: protein binding. NCBI's taxonomy places the organism in Eukaryota, Metazoa, Chordata, Aves, Galliformes, Phasianidae.
GGGGCCCUGAGGCCGGAAACCGGCGCCGCCUCGUCGUGCCCCGAGCGGGCGCAGCGGGCGUUGGCGUAGGCCGCAGCUCCUCGAGUGUACGGCGCUCAGCGCUUACCGGUCCCGUGCAGCUGCGGCCUAGACGGUCCCCCCUGCGGCCAGCGCGUUAGAAACAGUGCGGUGAGGCGCUGUGCUCCCAUCUGUGGAAAACAGCGGUGUCCCUCCGCGUUCGGAAUGCGGGAAGCACGUCUGUGCCUGCCGCCGAUCCCAUUCGCUAUGGGUGCUCAGUUUGCCGGAUCUCAGCCUCCCGUUCGCCCCUUUGCUCCCAGUGUCCCUGCUCCGCUCUUGCGCGGCCAGGCCUGAGCGAUUCCAGUUCUGUGUGUGAGGCCAGAUCGUGGACUGCAAGGUUUUGCUGCGGACGAGUCAUGCUCUAGAUUUCCUAAAGCUUGCAUGCACCAUUCUAUUUAGAAAUAGCUUUGUGUGGUACUCUGCUAUAAAAGCGUUACCAUAAUCCCAAAAAAGGCUGUGCUGACAAAGGGUUGCUUGAGGACUACACCCAAAGCAGGUGUUAUCAGUGAGGGCAUCACUGUUGCCAGCUCAGUCCCCUAACAUGUAAACACACCGUCUGUUGCCAUCCUCCCUGUGAUGUGUGUAAAUCCCGGUGCCGGCUGUGUAACCGCUCCCCUGCUGGCUUCCCUCAGAACACACCGGUUUCCUCAGCCUCUCACCUUUGUUACCUUGAAAGUAAAACAUUGCCACUGUGCUUCCUGCAGUAAUUUGGCAAUACACGCUGCAAUUGCAAUAAUUGCGUGUGGAUAUGACUAAGUCCAAGCAAAGCAGCAAUUUGUACCUGCUUCCAACAAUUACGUAUAAUCGAUGCGUAAUUUAGGAUGACCAUUAAAUCUGCCUCUGUUUCCUACACUUUUUCUGGAGUAGUGCUAGUUGGAUGUUGGUCUUUCGUGUGUGUUUGUUUGCUUUUACUACUCUGUGGUUCUAUUAUAUCACAGAAUUUCAGAAUUAACCGAAAUGCUAACUUUUUUAUCAAGCUCACUGGGAGCAGGAGUCCAGUACUCUAAUUUGGAAAUCAUGGUCUUUGUGCACAGGUAGCAUAGGGCUUCCUGCCACGAGCUCUCGCUGACCAGCCUUACACUGGCAGCACUAUGGGACAGCCACAUCCCCAUUCCUGCAUGAGUGGGUGUUGUGCUGGAUGCAGUUUGACUUUGCUUGUCUCCCACAAGGGCUUCCCCUGGAUGGACUCACAAACGUUUCAAAAGAAUAGGUUAUCUCCGAUUAACACCAGCAUGACUUUAACAACUGAAAUAGGAGGAGUUUUUUCUCCAGAAAUCAGCUGUAUAGUUCCUGAUCCCUCAUAUGAAAACCAGGUAUAUCAGAAAUUAAGUUAUGAAGAUCUCUCUCCUGAGGCAAUCCUGUGUCCAGAUACCUUUCUGGAGGAGAUAGUAACACCACAAGAUAUUUUUCUACAUGUUUUAGAAGAUUGCCAGAGACCCACCGUGGCUGUGAUUGACACAGAUAACAGCAUAAAAGAACAACUCUCCAAUAAUGAUAAAGAUCUUUCAAUGUCAGCCUUUGGGAAGAUUCUCAUGGAAUCAUUGUCACUCACUGAACAGAGCUUAGGGGCUGAUGAACUUGAAAGCAGUGAUUCGUUGAGAUUUCUCAGCGAUUCUGGGAGUCCUACAGUGAUAAACCCAUUGCAUGUUGUAUUAGAAUAUCCUGAUUGUGUCUUUUCCAGUGAUGCACCAUCAGAUAAGAACAGUGAUGCUCUGCCAGUAGAACUUGUGACAGAACUGAAUUCUGUGUCAGGAUCUGUAAUACAGCCUGACAUACCUGUAGUGCCAAGCAAGAGACAGCUUAACACCAAGGAAGAGCAGGCAAAUUCAGAACAUGAUAUUGCCAGGCAAGUGGGGGAUGACUGUACACAAAUAACAAGCAUGCUUGAGCCUCCGCUUCCUGUUAUUCAGUUGGACAAAUCAGAACCUUUGACAGGAUCUAGCUUGCAGAGGACAACAUAUGAGCAGCUUGUGAGUGAUCAUCAGAAAGGGAAAGAAGUAAUUUCAAAUUAUUGGAAUGCCACCUGUAAAAAAAAAGGAACUAGGAAGGGAAGUUCACAUUUAGUUGAGGCUGUUUUAUGCGCAGAAACCACUAAAACAACAUCAGGGAGAACAAUGGAGCUAAGAGAGACUUCCUCGAUAAGGUACACAGAUAGUGUUUCCAGUCACGAACAAAUGUCAGAAGGACUGCAAAAACUGCCUCACAGUCGCACUACGGGAAGUAAAGCUAAGUAUUUUAGUAAAAUUCAGAAAUCUUCUAAAAACAAGCAAGAUCCGGAAAUCAACAUGUCCCAAGAAUUGUCUCAGAAUGAGGAUAGAAAAGCUGACCAGAGAAGGAGGAGCAAAAGAAUCAGAGAUAAAAUGAGACAAGAAGUCUGUCACAAGAGUUUCACAAAUCCUCAAUACUGUGUUACGCUUUCAAGAAUAAAUAAGAGGAAUGCAUGUGGUGAGACCUUAUUACACAGAGCUGUUGCUGCUGAAGAUCUAAACUACAUACAUAACCUAAUAAAAGCUAGUGCAAAUGUAGAUGAUAAGGAUUAUGGCUGGACUGCACUACAUGAAGCAAGUUUAGAAGGCCAUUACCAGAUAGCAAAGGAACUUCUGAAAGCAGGAGCUGAUGUAAAUGCUAGAGGAGAUGAACAAAUAACACCAUUGCUCAAUGCAGUUAAAGAAGGCCAUUAUAAGGUAGCAGCAUUACUACUCCAUUAUGGAGCUGAUCCCUUAUUAAAAAAUGAGAUGGGAACGAGUGCAUUAGAUGAAGCUUCUGACCCAUGUAUGAAGAGACUGUUAAAACACCAUCUAGCAAGAUCUGAAAGAGACUCAGUAUCAGGUGGAGGUGAUGCAGAGAAUACAUUAAGCGCUCAAAGCACAGAGGACACAAACCUGCACAAGGGUUCCUUAGGAGCAAGUGAGUCAGAACUAGCAUGUGCAAAUCUUACUGAUUCAGGCAGGGCAGACAUAUUGCAACAGACUGUUGAAAAUGAGAUGCAAAGCACUUAUACUAAUAUAUUGGAUGAUAGAGCCAGCUGCAUGGAAUGUACUCUUAAAAUAAAUACAGAAACGCUCCUAGUGAGUGAGCUUUUAGCAACUACUGGUAAAGUGAGUUCUUCUGGAAGUCCUUCUAAUUCUACUGAUGAUGUACUGAAUGCCAAUGAGCAAAAGGUUCCACAACCAGAAACAAGAGGGGGAAUCCUGCUUAGUGCAGAAGAAAGCACUGGAAAAUGUCACACCAAGGAAACUAAAGAUGCUCAUAGUUUAGAGAUACUGUUCAGAGCUUUACAACUCCGUGACAAGAAAAUACAUCAAAUUAAACGGAAGAGACAAGACAUUAAGGAUACCAACUCAAAGUCAGAUAAAGGACGAUUUGCUGGAGUGGGUGGAACAGAAGGCACAGAAAAGAAUAAAGAAGGAAGUGGAAAGAGCAAUGUGCUCUUGCAAUUCUCUGAAGUAGAAGUCCAAACGAAAAGAUUAAGGUUAGACCCACAGGAGACAAGACAAAAGACAGACUUGUGUUCUAGUGUAAGUCAAAACAAGCUUUCAUCUACUCGUUCAAAAUUCAAUCAAGCAUCAGCACAGCAAACAUCUAAGAAAUCAGUUGAGACGAAGACAAAGAAGAAAAAUGCAAAAGGAGAAACUGAGCUGCAUGUUGCUGCUAGGAGUGGAAAUUUAUCAUUGGUGAAAACUCUGAUAUCAGCUGGAAUUCCUGUAAAUGAACAGGACAAUGCAGGCUGGACAGCAAUUCAUGAAGCUUCUGCUGGUGGAUUUACUGAUGUGAUCUCAGAAUUACUGAAAGCUGGUGCUGAUGUUAACAGCAGAGGUCUGGAUGGUAUUUUGCCAAUUCACGAUGCUGUUUAUAUCAAUUCUUUGGAGGCAGCCAGGAUUCUACUACAGAAUGGAGCAAAUCCCUGUGAGAGGAACGAUUCUGGGAAAAGUGCUGUGGAUGAAGCUUGUGAUGAUGAAAUGAAAGAACUGCUUACGUCUUAUUGUUCUAUUGAAUAUGUACCUCCUGUUGAAAGUAGUGAUGUUACAGUUGCAAAGUGGAACUGCUGUAGGUCAAGAAGACAAAAAAGCAUUUGUCUUAAGUGCUGUGAAAAUGGUGAUACGUCUUUGGAGCCACAAAGUGAGAAAUAUGGUGUGAACACUGUUGCCGCCAUACAAGAUGUUGAAAAGAAGCAGAAAGAGCUGUUGCUACUUGAACUGAGAACUUCUGAAGAUGCAGAUGUGUUUAUCCAAGGCCUGUCUCAGAUAGAAAGUACUUUGAAUAAAGUGUUUGCAGAACGGAAUGCAGACAGGGAUGCCCUUGCUAAAAAAUACAGGUCUUCAGCAGAAUCUUUUAAAAAAGGAGCACGGAGAGGAGAAGUAGCUAACCUCUCUUAUAGGCAAAACAAUCUGAUGACUGUUGUCCAAAACCAGAAGAGAUUACUCCAGAAAAUAGAAAACUACAGAAAAACAAAGCAAGUGUUCGUAGCUCCAGAUUCAGAGAAGCAAAUCAUGAAUCCCGAUGUAGUUACAUAUGCUAUGGGGCUUGGUUCCAGCAUGCCUACUGAAAACAGAAUAAAAGCACAUCUCUCUUCAGAAAGUAGAUUUUCAGCCCAGGAAUGCAGUCAGUAUCCAAACAACUGCUUGGCUGAGACAGAAGCUAACAAAGAAGCAGUAAGAAGCAAAGUGGUUUCUGAUAGUACUUCAGCAUCUGAAAACUGGAUAAGAAAAUAUUACUUCUGUGACAUGUCAAGGUUGACAAAUGCAUUGCCUUCAAAACCUGCUGCUUCCACUGCUAAAACCACGUGUUUGCAGCAAAAAGACAUUGAUCACAUAGCAGUUGGAGAGCAAGGAAACAAGUCAUUAAAUCCCACUUCAGUGGCCAACACAUUAAAUAUUUCAGAAGCCCAAAGCAGUGUUGCCAGUAACAAUGUUUGUCAGCCAGGCAGUGACUGUCAGCAGGCUCUUGCAGAUGAGGAUAUACACACAUACGUAAAUAAGAAAGAUGCUUUCCAGCAGCAUCAGCAAGUAAUGGCAUCAGCCUCCGCAGAUAACUUUCCUAAUCUGCAUGAAAUGUUCUUUCAGAGUUGUGGAAACUCAUUUAAUGCAGAAUCAAUGGUUGCAAAUUUUACAUCAAACACAGAUUAUCCAGUAAACCUUAGUGAGAAACCUUUCCAGAACUAUGGUUACAAGGAAUGUGAACAAAAACAAAGGAAGCAUGCGAGAAAAAACAAAAAGAAACUUCAGCUGAUAGAUCUUCUUGAAUUGGGAAGGAUUAAGCCAGGAGAAAACGUUUUGGAAUUCACACUGAAGGAAUUCACUUGCAAAGCCACACUCUUAACAAAUGGAAAGAUCAAAACAAGUAAGAACAAAAUAUUUCAGAAUCCAGUUCAGUGGGUUAAAGACCUACUAGGAAGUGAUAUUUAUGUGACAUGGAAAUAUGCAUGGAACAAGGUUGUUUAUCGUGGGACACAAUUGUCAAAGUUAGUUGUUGAAAAUGCACCUGUUUCUAAUGACCUGGAAAUACCAUCACAGCAGAGAGAGCUUCCAGAAACUGUGAAAACAUUUCCAUGCACUGAAAGAGAAGCAGCAGAAAGUCUCCCCGUUGCCAGAGAAUUAAAGAGUUUCUCUGUCCAGUUCAACUCAGUAGAAAGUCUAACAUGUUUUCUUCAGUUCACUGAGUUAUUCAUCACAUGUACAGAGGAGUUUCUACCGUGGCCUGUAAUGGAAAAGCACUGGAAUUUCUACAGGGCAUGUGAAGACUUUGGAUUCUGAGGUCUUCUUAAGUGCUAACACUUUUUCCUUCCAUCAUCAUUUAGUUCUAAAUGUACAAAUGUUUGCCUCUAAGUGCUUUGUUACCGUUGUUUUGAUAAAUCGUUUGCCCAGUGCUUGGAAUGGGCUGAAAUAUAGGUCAAACCGCAGAGUACUUUGUAGCAAGUGGGGGUAACUGUCACUGUUGAAUUUUGUGCUUUAAUGUUCUGAAAUGGAAAGGGCUUGUUACACUAGUCCAUAAAUUGUGUUCUAUGUUGCCAGCUUUGUAUGAAACUCUACUGAUUUCUGUGGCUUUUUAUCCUCCCAUGCCGGACAGUGCCAGAUAGAUAUCAACACCGAUGGCCACUUGUUAUGUCUUAGUGUUGAACCAGUCUGCCCAAGCAUGUGCUGUCAGAAGUGGCUUGAAAGAGCCUGUGUAAUAAUGUAAGCUAUUAAGCAAAAAUCAAGAUGGGCAGCUUUGAACAAUCGCCAGCAACUUUGCUUUGUGAGGCUUGAUUAUAUACAAACAAUUGAGAAUGGGAUGUGUGCUGGGAGAAGUUAGAAGAGGGCUCUUAACCUUUGAAAAUGCUCCUGGAAAUUCAGUUGUUGAUUCAACCAAAUCCAUCUGACAGUCAAGAAACGUGCCAGCACAAGACAGGAAGUACAAGUGAGAUCAAUUCUGGUAAAUGCAUUUUUCAGUCUAGUAACAUCCUGGAUUUUCAGCCUGAUGACUGGAGGAUUUCUGUUUGUUUUGAUUUUGCACAGUGUGAAUCUGCCUCGGUAGCAUGUUUAUAAUACAUUUGACUGUUAGGAGAAUUAUCUGUAUUCAAGUGGUGUUCUAGCUCUUUCAUUCCCUGAGUUGUAAGAAGACUUGAGAUAAUAACACCUACUACUCCUAACUCGAGUGAAUGGGGUGAAAAAUACCUCCUGUCAAUACAUAACAUACUCAGCUUGCUAUUUGGAGUGUGAAGAGCUGUUCUGCAGGGAUUUGAUUAGUGUCUUAAACAGGAGAAGGUUUAGGGGAGAGAGAGGCUUCUGAUGGUCAGAGUUAAUACUGUGCCUGAGGAUGCAUGAGCAAUCAUUGCCUGUUAGGCUGUAAGGAUUAAAGGAAAAAAAUAAAAAACCCACCAAAAAAAAAAAAAAAAAAAAAAAAAAAAGCCCAAGUGCCUUGAAGCCAGGGAAAGUUAAAGGCUACUGAGUGAUGGGUAUUUAGUAAAGGUCAGUUUGCAAGCAGGAAGUAAACAGAACAUUCCCACAGCUGCUGCAGCAAAACAGACCUGAAGGAAUGUUGGUCUAAGGGAGCUAUUCAUUCAGAUAGUGCUGCUUGGAGAAGAAAAGUAGUUUUUCAUCAAAGGUGAAAGAUUUUUGACUGUAAAAGUUACUGUUAAAGCUACUUACAUGUUGUUUGACAUCUUUUCUGCGUUACGAGUUGUUUAAUAAAAUUAUAAUGAAAAACUGG